Molecule: messenger RNA, 390 nt
Organism: Verticillium alfalfae VaMs.102
Lineage: Eukaryota; Fungi; Ascomycota; Sordariomycetes; Glomerellales; Plectosphaerellaceae
Product: dihydroxy-acid dehydratase
Exons: 2
Biological process (GO): branched-chain amino acid biosynthetic process
Cellular component (GO): mitochondrion
Molecular function (GO): dihydroxy-acid dehydratase activity
Source: RefSeq, a predicted model, not a curated record
AUGCUUUCGAGGUCAUUUGGCAUGCGGUCCUCCGCCCUUCGAGCUGCCUCGAAGGUUCGGUCGACGCCCUCGAGCUAUGCUCGAACCCUGUCUACGACGGCCUCGCGUGCCGGCGACGAGACGCUGAACAAAUUCUCGUCCAAGAUCACCCAGCCCAAGUCCCAGGGUGCCUCGCAGGCCAUGCUCUACGCCACCGGCCUCAGCGAAGACGACAUGAACAAGGCCCAGGUCGGCAUCUCCUCCGUCUGGUACGAGGGCAACCCCUGCAACAUGCACCUCAUGGACCUGUCGGCCGUCGUCCGCGAGUCCGUCGCCAAGGCCGGCCUCAUCCCCUACCGCUUCAACACGAUCGGCGUCUCCGACGGCAUGAGCAUGGGCACCAAGGGCAUG